This is a messenger RNA of Effrenium voratum, 494 nucleotides long. Lineage: Eukaryota; Dinophyceae; Suessiales; Symbiodiniaceae. The record is from the annotation of a GenBank genome assembly.
GCUCAGCACCUUGCCACAUAGCGCUGCCUGCAGGCACUAAGACCGUCGCCAAAAGGCGCGGCGGCAGCCGAGGCCUUGGCAUGCGAGCCUUGACAGAUGACGAGACGAGGUUAGUCUUCGAGAAGCUGAAGAAGUACAUUGGGACGAACUUGCGGCAGAUGGUUGACAGGCCAGAUGGCAUCUUUCUCUUUCGCCUCCACAAGGAGCGAGUCUUCUACAUGAACGAGCGGCUGCUGAAACAUGCAGGGCACAUCCCGAAGAAGGAUCUCCUCAGCGCCGGCGUGUGCAUCGGCAAGUUCACGCACAGCCGCAAGUUCCGGCUUCUGAUUACCGCGCUGGACUACUUGGCGCGGCUAGCGCAGUACCGAGUGUGGCUGAAGCCUUCCGGAGAGCAGCACUUCGUGUACGGCAACCACGUGGUGAAGGCGAAGACGCGAGCACGGGAAGGGCUGGUUAGGUUUUGGACAUACGUGUGCCCCACAUAUAGCAAGUGA